GAAAGGUUACCGAUUUCAGGCUGUGAAGGAAAUCCCAACAAGUUCGAAACAUUUGAACUAUGUCAGAAAACAUGCGAAGUGUCAGGACUAGAUCCAUGUCUGGAACCUUUGGACAGAGGAAGCUGGUGUGAGGCAAUGUCAAACAGAUACUAUUUCAACAAGCGUUCACGGCAAUGUAAAGGUUUCCAUUACACUGGAUGCGGUAAAAGUGGAAACAACUUCCUCUCCAAAGAAGAAUGUCAUGAAAAAUGCGAGAAACGGUACCCGCGCAGUGUCGCUAUACCUGCAACUCCUGUCGCACAACGAGGCAAAGGAAAAAAGAAGCCACCUCCAGCUGGUUAUUCUGGCAAGAAACCCGAGGAAAUGCCGUCGAUGCUGAGACACGUUGUGCUUGAUGGUGUCAACCAAACCUAUUACAAGAGUGAUCCUGAAUGGGCGAAUUAUGGACUCUGUCUCGGUUACAGGUUAGAAAGUUCGUGGAGUCGUCCAUCACAACUUUCGCGGAUGAGUGAAAAUCUGCGAGGAAUUAUUAGGGAGGCAGGUCUCGCAAAGGUAACUCACGCAUUAUGCGACGAGGUGUUCACUACUCACGAAGGGCUGGCCCUUCGUCUGGAGCAUACUCUGGUCGCGAAGUUGGAGGGACGAAAGAAGCCUAAGCAAUACGAGAUGAGGGAGGAAUAA
Messenger RNA from Cooperia oncophora, 681 nucleotides. NCBI's taxonomy places the organism in Eukaryota, Metazoa, Nematoda, Chromadorea, Rhabditida, Trichostrongylidae. The record is from the annotation of a GenBank genome assembly.